GUCUGCGCCAUCACGUGAUAAACCGACUAGUAAAUUACGAUUGACUUGAGAGUUGCUGAUUGUCGGCCCCUCUCCAAUGUACAGUCACUCAAAGUGGGUUACGGUUCCUGCAGCUUGUAUUUUUUCUAACGGAAAUGCUUCUGCGUUUUCAGGGUCUCCAUUAAGUAAAGUUUUAUUCGGAUAUCGGCGCCAUUAUGUCAGAAAACUGCAGAGCAGCCACCCAAGGACCAGGGCAGCGUGUUAAAUUCAGAGGCUAGCUGGCCUGCUGUCCCCCUUGUAAAGGGUGGCAGCUGGAGUGGCUAUUGGGAUGCUACGGAAGAGCAGUAGUGGUGACAGUGGGACUGAGAAUACCCAGGGUCUGCCACGACAUAUCUCCAAGCCUCACAUAGGAUCUCUGUCUGCUGGAUCCACCAAGACCUGGGAUAUGGGCCGCAGCUCCAAGAACCCAAAUCCUCUGAGCAGCAUGGUGCUAACGUCUCACCUGUUGGGGGCACCAGGAGUGGAUCCGGAGUACGUAAUGCAUCUUGUGAAUGAUGUACGGGGGUUCGCUGAUGUGUUGCUCAACCUCAAGGAGGCUUUCCAGUGUAAAGAGAAUCCGGAAGGUCUUCAGAGGCUGGUGCAGGAAUGUUUGGCAGAGUUACUCCGCGUCCUCAAGGCCAUCAUCAGCAAACACCAGACCCUCAACUCAGUGGACAUCCUGGGAGCGGCAGGCACGGUCAUUGCCAAGGUGAAAGGCAUUAACUUCAAGGAAGAGAACCAAGAAAACAUCAAAGCUAUAUUUGGCGAGAUACACAUAUCCAUUGACACCUUAGCAUUCACAUUCGGCAAUGUAGUUUCUGACUUCCUUAUGGGAGAUGUGGACAGUGGCUCAGGGUUGGGGACCCCCCAGACCAGGAGAAGCAGGUCUUUUGACAAUCUCUCUGUGGAUCCUGAGGGAUACGCUUCAGAGAAAAAUGAUCUUGUGGAGGUGCCGCUGACACGGGAGGAAGAAGUUGACUUGACCCUGCUGAAGAAUGACAGCGGUGUGGAGUCCGCUCUUCUCUACGCGAAGGCCUGGUCCAAGUAUAUCAAAGACCUUCUGGCCUGGAUGGAGAAGCGAUUGGCUCUGGAUAUUGAGUAUGCCAAAAGCUGUGCAAAAAUGUCUGAGUCUGCUAAGACACUGGUCAGUCAACAGGUCUUUAUGCCAUUCAGUGAUGUCUACGUUUCUUCAUUCAAGAACGACAUUGAAUACAAACAGCUGCUUAUUCAAACUGCAAUGUCUCUUCAGACGAAUAAAUUCAUUCAGCCUCUUCUGGCCCGUAAAAAUGACCUUGACAAGUUGAGGAAAGACAUCAAGGAGCAGUGGCAGAGGGAGCAAAAGAAAAUGCAAGAGGCAGAUGCAACCUUGCGUAAGGCACGAGUGCUGAAGGCCCAGAGGAGAGAGGAGUACCAGAAAGCCCACUCAUCUACCAGCCGCUCCCAGGAGGAGCAGUCUAAUGCUGGUAACAAACAGCUGGAGAAGAAGAGGAAGCUAGAGGAAGAGGCUCUGCAGAAGGCGGAGGAGGCCCAGGACCAGUACCAGAGCUGUAUGGCUGACGCAGGCGUCAGGAGAAUGGAUCUGGCCAACGCCAAGAGCUUAUUCCUCACACAAAUCCGAGAGAUGGUCUUCCAGUGUGACCUCACACUAAAAGCUGUGACAGUGAACUGGUUUCAGAUGCAGCAGGUGCAGUCGGUGUCGCUCCCCACCCACUACCAGACCCUGAGCGAGAGCACCAAGUUGUACGAACCGGGUGAAUGCUACGCUGAGUUCGUCCGGAAUCUGCCCAAAACUCUGCCUAAAGAACGUGUGCACUUAGACUCCACCUUCUCUGACAAUACCAGGUUUGUGUUCAACAAAAGGUCAGUGGGCAGCACGCAUUCCUCCCAUGGCAACCUGUCUCAGGCCUCCAUUACUUCCUGUGAUGUGUUGAGUGGAGACGAGGUGGACAGUCCCCUACAGCGGCCAGCAAAGAUCAGUGAGCGGAGGUCCAACAGCAGCACGGACAUACAAGCACUGAGAAGCCAGGCCCCGCUGAGAGCCUGGGCCUCCAGUAGUCAGGGGAGCCAGGGUGGGAUGUGCAGCGACUCAGAGAGUGCGGGAGGCAGCAGCGAGUCAAGGUCCAUGGAUUCCCCUACUGCCAGUCCAGGUGACUUCAAACGACGACUGCCAAGGACUCCCUCCACUGGGACCAUGUCUUCUGCUGAUGACUUGGAUGAGAGAGAGCCGCCCUCGGACAAUGGUCUCGCAGAAAUGGUGACAGAGACCGCCAGUUCUCCAGGUCCCUUCCGAAAUGCUCAGAUGUCCAAAGCUGCUCAAACCCAUAAGCUGAGGAAACUACGCGCCCCGUCUAAGUGCCGAGAGUGUGACAGUUUGGUGGUUUUCCAUGGAGCUGAGUGUGAGGAGUGCUCCCUGGCCUGCCAUAAGAAGUGUCUAGAGACGCUUGCUAUCCAGUGUGGCCAUAAAAAGCUGCAAGGAAGACUACAGCUGUUUGGUAUCGACUUUGCCCAAGCAGCAAAGAACAGCGCGGAUGGAAUCCCUUUUAUCAUCAAGAAGUGCACGUCUGAGAUUGAGAGUCGCGCCCUCAACAUCAAGGGGAUUUAUCGUGUGAAUGGUGCCAAAUCACGUGUGGAGAAGCUUUGUCAGGCGUUUGAAAAUGGGAAGGACUUGGUGGAGCUCUCCGACCUCUCGCCUCACGACAUCAGCAAUGUCCUCAAACUCUACCUGAGACAGUUACCAGAGCCAUUGAUCCAGUAUCGAUAUUACAACGACAUUAUUGGCUUGGCCAAAGAGUGCCAGAGAGUGAUUGUGGAGGAGGCCGAUAAACCUCAGAGCACCCAGCCAGGAGAGAAGGGGGGGACAAGCAUUCAGCUCAACAGAGUCAUUCUCAAGAUCCGAGACCUUCUCCGCCAGCUGCCUACAGCCAAUUACAGGACUCUGCGUUUCCUUAUUGCACACCUCAACAGAGUGACGGAGCAGGCAGAGGAGAACAAGAUGACUGCGAGUAACCUGGGCAUUAUCUUUGGCCCCACACUGGUCAAGCCACGGCAGACAGACGCUGAGGUGUCCCUUUCCUCACUGGUGGACUACCCCUACCAGGCCCUGAUGGUGGAGUUGCUGGUGCGAUACUUUCAAACAGUCUUUGAUGUAUCGCUUUUGUCCGGCUCUGACAUUACCACGACUGGCCAGGCGUCCCCCAGACUCACCCCCCUAGAGAAGCUGCAGCGGCUCAGCAGACACUCCACCUCCCUGGUGGACAUCAAAGAGAAUGCCAAAGUGUACAAAAGAUACUCAUCAGUAACCCCAUCCUCGCACAUCAUGGAUGAGCUUCAGGAGGUCCAGCCAGGAACAGACAGAACAGACGUCUCAGCCCUGGACAGACUCAACGGGAUCCAGACAUCUAAUGAAGUCCAGAGGUCGACCUUAGUGUUUGGCCGCCCCAGCACCACCAUUCCCUCCACCACCGGUGUGGCACCAAAGGUCCAGCUACGCACCCAGCGCACCAGACAUGCGUCUCGACCGAUCAGCAUGCCGCUGGAACGCCUGCCCAACCCCGCCCAGAUCAGCGAAAGGAAUUACCGUAACAAUGCUGCGAAAGAUGACGAAAGCUCUGCUGAGCGGGACACAAUCUCUGAAACUAUACAGGAGAUACCGGAGCCAGAAAAGGCUCGCCAAAGUGGCUCAUCAAGGGUUAGCACCUACUACAUCACUCCUUUCAUUGACACACAGACCAUGCCGAGGCGAACGUGGGACAGGAAGUACAAGCACUAUGAUGUUACACCCAGGACUGCUAUGAUUGUGGCCAACCUGCCAUCUGCCAGCUCUGGAGUACAACCUGUAACGGCAACAGCGCCGGUCACAUCGACCACUGCUUCCGUGGUCCCCACCACAUGUAGUGUGAGCACCGUUUUCUCCAACAACCCCUACACAGUGUCAGUCAAGCCUGGCUGGACUUCCAAAAGGGAAAAUUAUGCAGAUAAUUCAGUUAGUAAGUCUAGCAGCUCACCAAACCUCAUGUUAACGCUUAGGGCGCCAAGAACUCUGCAGCCUCCCCCGGGAACCUUCUAUAAGCCCCCUGUUUCCAUUAGCAGCAGAGCUAGGACGAUUCCAAACUGGACUACAACUGUUCCCACCACCACCACCACCUCAUUGAUCGCCCCCACCGACUCCGCCCAGGUAGUCACCCUGUCCCCUGCCAUAACAAGCCUCCCACGGACACGGCUCCAGACACAGGACUCCACUGACGGUGUCGUUGACCCCGGGGUCUCGACCUUCACUACCCUUUCGCCCCCACAGUCCCCACCCCCGAGCAGCCCAGAAGAUCUCAGCCCCAGUGAGACUAAACCUGUCUACCAAAGACUGCGACCUCGGCGGCUGCAGGAGCUUGAGCACAGAGAGGCCCAUUUUGUCUGAUGCCAAAAAACAUAUUAUAUCUGUAAAUAGUAAUGUAUCGGUGCCAUAGUGUAUACUGUGGAAACAUUUUUUUAUCAUACAAGCUGAGUGGGAGAAAAUGUAGGCCUGUGAAAUUAAACCAUAAAAGUGUUAUAAGUACUAAUAUAUUGUAUUUUACAUGUUCAAGUCAAAAUGUCAACAGUGGUUGGUCUCGCAAGCAUUAAAAACGAACAAAUACUGUGUCAGUGUAAAGCCAACUUUAAAUGUUGAGUGUCAUGUGUUUUAUUAUCAUAAACAGGCAUUGGCCAACCACAAAUUGACAUAUGUCCGUAAAGAAUCGUCCUGUCCUUGUUUGAAUUGAACCUAUAAGUUCAUGUACAAUGUUUGAUUUGUUAUGAAAUUAUACUUUAUUGUAAUCACACAAUGCACUUAACACAGGUUCAAAUUCUAAUGUUGCCUUUAAAGUUAAAAUGUGCUUAAUUUUGUAUUUUACUCAAAAGAACGGCUGGAGGUAUUUUUACCAUAAGAUUUUCAAUUUAAGAGUUCAACAGUUUUACCUUUUUAAAUUUGUUGCCUGUGAUUGGUACAUCUUUUCUCAGUAUGUAAACCUUAUGUAUCUGUUUACGUUUUUUAUACUCAUUCCUACAUACUGCAUGUUCGUCGCAGUAAUUUUGUCUCAUCGCAUUAUUGUGACUAUACAGAAGAAAAAUGACAUGCAACCGUGGUUGCUGCAAAUUAAAAAUGUAGUUUAAACUUUUA
This is a messenger RNA of Cyclopterus lumpus (lumpfish), 5167 nucleotides long. RefSeq names its product rho GTPase-activating protein 29-like. Gene Ontology annotation, molecular function: GTPase activator activity. Gene Ontology annotation, biological process: activation of GTPase activity; signal transduction. The record is from RefSeq and is a predicted model, not a curated record. Gene Ontology annotation, cellular component: cytoplasm. The transcript has 22 exons. Lineage: Eukaryota; Metazoa; Chordata; Actinopteri; Perciformes; Cyclopteridae. Bases 308 to 4429 code for a protein of 1373 amino acids.